AUGGCGUCCAUUUCACGAGCAGCUCGCAUCCGCAAUCCAGCACUAUUUAUCUGCGAUCUCCAAGAGAAAUUCCGCACCCCGAUCUACGAAUUCUCCAAACUAAUCCCCACAACCACCAAAAUGCUCAAAGCCAGCGCAGCCCUCUCAAUCCCAACCUUCAUCACGACGCAAAGCCGCUCGAAACUCGGCGACACGAUCACCGAACUCCAACCCCACCUCGAAGGCCCACACAUCCGCGCGAACGUCGACAAAACCCUCUUCUCGAUGAUCACGCCGGAGAUCGACGCCCUGCUACCAAAGGCUCCCUUCAGCGACACCAAGGGGGCCGCGAAUAAACCUCUCGACGCGAUCAUCGUCGGCAUCGAGACGCAUAUCUGCGUGACGCAGACGACGCUGGACCUGCUGGAACGGGGACAUAGGGUGUAUGUGCUUGUGGAUGGGGUGAGUAGUGUGAAUGCGGAGGAGAGGGGGAUUGCGCUGGCGAGGCUGCGGGAUGCGGGGGCGAUCGUGACGAGUAGUGAGAGUGUCUUGUUUGAGAUGUUGGGGGAUGCGAAGCAUGAGCAGUUUCGGGGGGUGAGUGGGUUGGUGAAGGAGAUGAAGGAGGAGACGAAGGGGGCGUUGGAGGUGUUUUCGAGGAUUUGA
Aspergillus melleus is the source of this 642-nucleotide messenger RNA. Its product is annotated as putative isochorismatase family hydrolase. The record is from RefSeq and is a predicted model, not a curated record. NCBI's taxonomy places the organism in Eukaryota, Fungi, Ascomycota, Eurotiomycetes, Eurotiales, Aspergillaceae. The coding region runs from base 1 to 642 and encodes 213 amino acids. The transcript is spliced from 4 exons.